Messenger RNA from Aspergillus aculeatinus CBS 121060, 396 nucleotides. RefSeq lists its product as uncharacterized. Lineage: Eukaryota; Fungi; Ascomycota; Eurotiomycetes; Eurotiales; Aspergillaceae. The record is from RefSeq and is a predicted model, not a curated record. The coding region runs from base 92 to 340 and encodes 82 amino acids. The transcript has a single exon.
GCCAACGGUGGCUAUGAUACUUGCAAGUGUUUUCUGUCGCUGACUGGUAUCUUGCAACGGUGUAGAUGGCAGAACAAACGGUCGGAGGGCGAUGUCGUUCCUGCGUCUGGAGCCCAGAGCUAGAUCCAUUAUCACUUUUACAUGUGCUUCGGUAACUCAUUCAGACAUGCCUCUGUUGAUCUGUUCCCGUAGUUGCAACUGCACUGUACCUGACUUGUCUCACUCGGUAUCACCUCUCAGUCCCAUCGUAGUGCCCGAAUCGGCUGCUGCCGCCUCCUUCCGCCAUCGUAACAAGUCAUCAGAGCUUAGAAUCCAGGGCGAGGGCAAGCAAGUCUCUUAGAGAAGUCACAUGUCAAGUGGCAGGUUACUGAGCAAGCAGAAAUACUGCGUUAGCCG